CUUAUUGAGGUUCUUCUGGUGUUGCAAAAUCUCCAGGAUGCUGGAGAAGAUGAAUACAAAGCAGAACGUGCUUUUUACCACUAUAUGGGGGACUUGCAAAAAACGAAAGACCAUUUGGCAGCAGCAAAACAGCUGUGUGAUCUAGGUUUUGAGGAUGAAAGAAUAGUCGAUGCUCUCUUAAAACAUGAUAACGACAGAGACAAGGCCCUGGAAGAGCUCAUAGCCUAGAGUCCACCAGUGUCUUCCUUUUAUAUACCACAUUGUGAUGAGGUCAGCUGAGUUUUACUAGCCAUAUUGUGUGUGCAAGUGUAGAGAAUGUAAGAUUUUGAGCCACAGAUUAGGUUUAUAAUAAUCCUAAUGUUUUUGGUCAAUGUCUUUAUGAAGGAGCCUUUUCCAAGAACAUGGUUGUUCAUUAUCAGUGUUAGAAUGUUUCUGAUAUAUUUUUUAGAAAUAACUUUCUUUUCUUUUUUUUUCAAAGAAAAAGAGUUAAAAGAGUAGUAUUUUGUAAUCUCUAAAUCAGAUUGAAUCACUACCCAUUCAUAGCUAAGGAAGACUUGAUAGUGUGAUACAAAAGUUACAAGACCGAUGUAUCCUUCUAAAUUUCCCAUCUACGUUGUUUCUCUCGACAUUUGAUCCAAAGACUGCCAGAUCUUGAAGACUGGAAAGAACUAGAAUGAUCAUGUGUAAACCAUCAUACUGUCUGUUAUGAUGGACUAGGUAUAGUUAAUAACUAACCAAAGAAAAGGGAAUGAUCUCCAUGAAGAUGGCUUGAUAAAGUAUCUGUCCCUUAGGUUACAAAGUAAUCAUCUAUCACAAAUUUGUUUUAUUCUAUAUCUUCAAAAUAAUUAUUUGAAUAUAUGAGAUCCUUAUGGAAAGGUAAUAUACAAGUGGGAACUACAUACAUCUGCAAAGUUGAUGUUUUAUAGGGUCAUAGGAGAAUAAUAUUCAAAUCUCAACCUAUAUGUAUAAUCAAUAAAAAAUAUUUGUAGCAUUUUGUGACUUAUAUUGGUUUAACUAAUGUUAUGGAAAAAUGUCUAGUAGGCUUUCCUUCCAUUGAAAUUUUACAUCAUGUCGGAUGUCACCUUACAUUUAGGUACCAUUGACUUGCUUCCACAUAUUCCUUGUCCAAUAAAAAUAUUACAGGAGGACAUGUUUAAGAACAAGUUGAGAAGAGUUGUGAAUUUAAUAAACAGCGCUAUCAUAUUAUGGUUCCAUUAUCUAACACCAUCAGCAUAUACAUUGCUAGAAACGAAUGAAACAAAACGGCAAGUGAUCAACUCUAUGUAGGAAAUACAUUUAAGUAUUGCCUGGCAGCUGUUGAAUGUGGUAGGGAGUGCUGAUUGCAUGUCAAAGGGAUCUAAAAGUAUCCUAAAGUAUUGGAUUGUAUAGCUGGUAAGGAUGGACAUGAAUCAAGAUGUGUGCCAUUAUUGGAAUAUAAAAUUCUUGAUAUUGGAUGUGGAAUAAUGGUUGCACAUUGGAAACCUUUUAGAAAAAAAAUAUAAGCAAACAGUUGGUUAGACCUCUGUAACCUAACUCAUCUCUGAGAGAGGGAGAGAUUAAGAAACAGAAAGCCAGAGCUGUCAGUACAUUUAUGUUUGUGUUUGUGUGCAUAUACCUAUGUGUGUAUGUUUCACUUCCAUUUUUCACUUGUCACAAACAGUGCGGGUAAUUUAUGUGUAGGAUAAUUAUUGUAUAUGAUAACUGCUUGGAAUGUAGCUUCCACUCAUAUUUCUUGUAGUAAGAAAUGGGUGUGAUGAUGUGAAGGUUCUAUUAGGUUUUUGAAGUACGAAUUAGUCAAGGACAUGUCAUCUUGUAACUUCUAACACUUGUCAUGUCAUCAGCUGGAGAAUGCUUGUAGCAUUAACAUGUUUGUAUUUGUUAUAAGAAGUAAAAAGAUUAAAUGAUAAAUCACAUGGUCAUUCAGUCUCUUUUUUGAGUAAAUGAAAUAGAGGUUGAUUAAAAUCUUUUCCACUCUCAUAUCUUUUUUAUCGUCUUGCAGCUGUGAUAGAUCCCCCACCCCACCCCACCCCAGAUACCAAGAUUCAACAAAAAAUUACAAAAAAAAAAAAAAAAAAAAAAAAAAAAUUGUGAUGCAAUAUUCUGGUUAAGAUUAAUUGAAAAGUUGGGUUUCAUUUUUGUGUUAAUAGAAAGUCAAGACAGAAUGAAUCUAUAUAAAUAGCAAUCAUAUUCCUGUUCCUUCUUUCUUAAAAGUGACCUCCACCUACCUUCUUGAAAUUUCAUUUUUCAGUUACAAUCUCCAGAAAUGUGAAAUAUUCUGCUAUUACUUCUUUCACUUUCUUUAGAGAAAAGCUUAGUUGGUUAUCCAUCACUUCAUGUUCACCAUCAUCAUUGUGCCAUGUAAUAAAGAAAACAGUAACACUAAUCUACAGAUUUAAUUAUCCUAAAGUGUUAUGUGCAUAUUGAUCUGCAUAGGAUUUUGGUAUUUUUUCCGUUCCAUAUUUCAGCUAAGAAAUGUUCUUUAACCCAUCGGCAGAAGUUACAUGUAUUGUCGAAAGUGGUUUUGUUUUAUUGUUUUUGUUUACACAGGUGGCUUCACAAAUGCUUAUUCACCAAGGAGUUACAAUCUCUAGGCCUACCUGAUCUCAUCUGUUUCCUUCCGUUCCUUGAAUUUUCAUUACGGGUUUUUAUAUUUCUAUUGAUUUUAUUAUUGUAAUUACCAGUAUGAUUGUGAUAUUUUCAUUAAUAAUGAUAAUGAUGAUAAAAUUAAAACUUUUCUUUCUCAAAAUUCAAGGAAUGGGAUAACUAAAGAUGGGUAAGGAAGUGAUGAUUAAUCUCUUUGAGUCCUGUUUGUCCCAAUCAUUGCAAUUCACAUUAUGUGCAGGCUAUACUGUUUGUCACAAUCAUACAAGGCCUGUUCAAAACUGGCAAGCUUUUUUCGUCCUCCGUUUGUCAAUGUUUCCUCAAGCUACACCCAUGGCAUCACCUUGUAGGUCCUUCACUCCUAAAUCUAUUCAUAUAGUUGCAUUUUCCUGCCUGGUUUUUCUUGUAAAUGGAAUGUAGUGGGUGUAAAUUAAUAGUUUGGCUACUGUACAGCAUAUUUCAUUCAGCCAAACCCCCAUCUAUUCCUCUCCCCCAAUCUCCCCCUCCCACACACACCAUAGCUCUGCACAUCACACGGUUGUCUCACAGUAUAUUAUGUUUUUUUUUUUACUGUACAGACUUGUAGAUGCUUAUGAAUACAUCUAAACACAUAUUCUAUUGUUUUCUAUGAUAUGAAUAUAAUUUUAUUGCCUUA
This is a messenger RNA of Penaeus vannamei (Pacific white shrimp), 3256 nucleotides long. NCBI's taxonomy places the organism in Eukaryota, Metazoa, Arthropoda, Malacostraca, Decapoda, Penaeidae. The record is from RefSeq and is a predicted model, not a curated record.